Molecule: messenger RNA, 1402 nt
Organism: Columba livia (rock pigeon)
Lineage: Eukaryota; Metazoa; Chordata; Aves; Columbiformes; Columbidae
Gene: TSPAN8
Product: tetraspanin 8
Exons: 8
Coding region: 457-1164 (235 amino acids)
Cellular component (GO): plasma membrane
Source: RefSeq, a predicted model, not a curated record
GAUCAGUGGGCAAUGAAAGAGUAAACCCUGUAACUUAAAAACAUUAUGAAAUUCCAUUUCUGCCUCUUAAAAACAGGUCUGUAAAGUUUUUUCAUGCUCAGUGCCCUUUUUCUUGAAACUAUGCCUUUUGCUGCAUUGUCUGUUUACUUUUGAGGUGUACGACAAGAUUAACUGCACCACAGAAAUGUACAAAUCACGAAGACAUAAUGAGAGUCUGAAGACUCAGUGAUAACACCUGGUAGUGCUUCCUCAACACUCUGGUUAAUAUUUACCUGUGGUAUAGGGACUAUUUAAAUAACAGUUGAUACCUUGGUAACAAUUUUUGCUUUCAGUAGCACAGUGCACUUGACGUGGUUUCAGAGGUUUCCUGAAGACGCAGGAACAGCUUUUAUAUUGAGGUCAAACUCUUAGGAAAGCUUCUUCUGCAGUUCUCAUUUUUGUCUCAACUUGUUGAAAAUGGCGGGUGUAAGCAGCUGCAUGAAGUACUCCAUGUUCAUCUUCAACUUCUUGUUUUGGCUGUGUGGUUCCAUUAUCUUGGGAGUCUCUAUAUGGAUACGUGUCAGCAAAGAUGCUCAGCAGGAGUUGCAGAUAGAGAGCAACAUGUUUGCAGGGGUUGAUCUGCUGAUAGCAGUGGGCUCCAUCAUUAUGGUCCUUGGCUUUCUAGGGUGCUGUGGUGCCAUCAAGGAGAGUCGGUGCAUGCUGCUGUUGUUUUUUAUUGGACUGCUUCUGAUCCUGAUCCUUCAGAUCACAGGAGGUGUUUUGGGAGCAGUGUACAGAUCUCAGAUUGAAACAAGCUAUAAGGAGACCCUCCAGCAGAAUGUGAAUUCAUUGCAAGGCUCUACAGAAGAAGACAAAACAUUUCAAGAGAGUUUCCAGAAGUUUGAGAACAUGAACCAGUGCUGUGGUUUGCUGAAUGGAGCUGCAGACUGGGGAAAAAAUUUUGGCAGUAAUAUCUGUAAGUGUGACGUACAGACCUCAUCAUCAGACCUCUGCACUACCUAUAAAGGCUAUAACGUUUACAAAAGGCCUUGUGGAGAAGUGAUGCUCGAAUUCAUCAAAAACCAUCUGCUCAUAAUUAUGGGGAUUGCCUUUGGACUGGCUUUUAUUGAGAUUCUUGGUUUGGUCUUUUCUAUGAGCCUCUACUGCCAGAUCCAGAGAAAAUGAAACUGUGGAAGUGUCAGAACGAUGUUACCAGCCAAAUCAAAACCUUUGUAGAUAGAGGGAUAUUUGUCUUGGCACAUUCAUAUGAAUACAGCCAUGUCCCAGGCAGCUGUUCUGACGAAAAUGGCAGCCCUUGUGCACACGGAUGCUUCACAACUUGCAAAACGACCUCCUUAUACUUCAUAAGAUUUAAUGAUGUGAAUGUGAAUUUUUAUUUGCAAUAAACCUCUUUGUUUAUGUU